AUGGCGUCUCCACAGGCGAAAUCAAGUGAACCAGUCGCUCAAAGCGGUACACCGUCGGAAACACUAGCCCGCGGAAUUCGCGCCAUUUUCAUCGGACCACCAGGAUCCGGAAAAGGAACUCAAGCGCCGGAAUUCGCCAAAAAGUACUUCUCAUGCCAUUUGGCCACUGGAGAUCUUCUGCGAGCUGAGGUCUCGUCUGGAUCGGAGUUUGGAAAGCAACUCAAGGCUACCAUGGACGCUGGAAAGCUUGUAAGCGAUGAAGUUGUGUGCCAACUCAUCGAGAACAAACUGGAAACGCCUGAAUGCCGAUACGGUUUCAUUCUCGACGGUUUUCCGCGAACGACGGUCCAGGCUCAAAAGCUCGACCAACUGUUGGAGCGCAGAAAAACGCCGCUCGACACGGUCAUCGAGUUCAAGAUCGCCGAUGAUCUCCUCGUGCGUCGCAUCACCGGCCGGCUAUUCCAUAUCGCAUCCGGUAGAAGCUAUCAUUUGGAGUUCAAGCCGCCCAAGGUGCCGAUGAAGGAUGACAUCACCGGCGAGCCGCUCAUCCGUCGAUCCGAUGACAAUGAAGAGACGCUCAGGAAACGAUUGGUCAGCUAUCAUAAUAUGACCGUACCACUUGUCGACUACUACAAGAAGCACGGAAUUCACGUUGCCGUUGACGCCUCGAAGAGCAUGAGCGACGUUCGUGCUCACAUUGACUCCGUCUUUGCGAAAUUUACCGUCAAGAAGGAUCGCCGUGCGUUCGCUUAA
Molecule: messenger RNA, 753 nt
Organism: Caenorhabditis bovis
Lineage: Eukaryota; Metazoa; Nematoda; Chromadorea; Rhabditida; Rhabditidae
Source: the annotation of a GenBank genome assembly